Molecule: messenger RNA, 3315 nt
Organism: Punica granatum (pomegranate)
Lineage: Eukaryota; Viridiplantae; Streptophyta; Magnoliopsida; Myrtales; Lythraceae
Source: RefSeq, a predicted model, not a curated record
GGUCUUCGACUCUAUUCUUCUUGUCCUUCGUUCUCAUCUAUUAUCAUUGAUUGACAGUAAGCACCAAUAUCCUCAAUAUGAACUGUCACUCCUCUGUCCUCUGAUACCGAACACAAUCGCUCAUCCUCUGGAACCACGAGGAUGAGAAGUGGGAUUGCUCUUCUUGCUGUGGUUGUUCUGUGGGCAGCGUCGAUAAUUGGCCGAGGAGUGGAUGGGGCUUACUUGAAGUACAACACGAGUGGGGGACUGGUGCAAGGGAAGCUGAACGUGCAUUUGGUUCCGCACUCCCACGAUGAUGUUGGGUGGCUCAAGACCAUCGAUCAGUACUACGUUGGCUCCAAUAACUCCAUUCAGGGUGCUUGUGUGGAGAAUACGAUCGACUCCUUGGUUGAGUCACUGCUCCGGGACCCGAAUCGGAAGUUCAUCUAUGCUGAGAUGGCUUUCUUCGAGAGAUGGUGGGUGACACAGAGUCCUGAGACACAAGAACAAGUGAAGAAACUAGUGGACUCUGGGCGGUUGGAAUUCGUAAACGGGGGUUGGUGUAUGCAUGAUGAGGCAGCCACCCAUUAUGUAGACAUGAUUGAUCAAACAACACUUGGUCACCUUCUCAUAAAAGAGCACUUCAACAAGGUUCCUCGUGCUGGAUGGCAGAUUGAUCCGUUCGGACACUCUGCAGUCCAAGGAUACCUGCUUGGAGCCGAGCUUGGGUUCGAUUCUGUACAUUUUGCAAGGAUAGAUUAUCAGGACAGGGCGAAGCGCAAGGUCGAUAAGUCUCUUGAAGUCGUAUGGCGUGGUUCUAAUACAUUCAGGUCCUCUUCUCAGAUUUUUGCAAAUGCAUUUCCAGUUCAUUAUAGUCCUCCUCAGGGGUUUAGUUUUGAAGUUUCCAAUCAAUAUGAUCCUGUUCAGGAUAAUCGUCUCUUAUUUGACUACAAUGUUCAACAGAGAGUCGAUGAUUUUAUUAGUGCAGCAAUCACCCAAGCAAAUGUAACAAGAACUAACCACAUUAUGUGGACGAUGGGCGAUGAUUUUCAGUACCAGUAUGCUGAGUCGUGGUUCAAGCAGAUGGACAAAUUGAUUCACUAUGUUAAAAAGGAUGGUCGGGUGAAUGCUCUGUAUUCUACACCGUCCCUAUACAUAGAUGCAAAAAACGCAGAAAAUAUAUCAUGGCCUCUUAAGACCGAUGACUAUUUUCCGUACGCAGAUAAUCCUAACGCUUACUGGACCGGUUAUUUCACAAGUCGACCUGCACUGAAAGGAUACGUUCGGAUGCUGAGUGGAUAUUAUUUGGCAGCACGGCAGCUUGAGUUCCUAGUUGGGAAGAGAUCUGCAGGCCCCACAACCUACAGUCUCGGGGAUGCUCUGGGAAUCGCUCAACACCAUGAUGCUGUCUCGGGUACUGCGAAGCAACACACUACCAAUGAUUAUGCGAAACGCCUUGCAAUUGGAGCUACCGAGGCCGAAGAAGUUGUUAAUGAUGCUGUAUCGUGCCUGGUUAGUAACAAAUCAGGUCAAUGCCAAACACCUACAUUGACAUUAAGUCAGUGCCAGUUACUGAACAUAAGUUACUGUCCCGCGACAGAGGAAGAUAUUUCAGCAGGAAAGAGUUUGGUCAUUGUAGCAUAUAAUCCACUCGGAUGGAACCGAACUGAUAUUAUUAGGAUUCCGGUUAAUGACAUGAAUCUUGUCGUCGAAGACUCCUCGGGAAGUAGCAUUGAGACACAGUAUAUGGAACUCGACAAUGUCACCAUCAACUUAAGGAACUUUUACACACAAGCCUACUUGGGAACUUCACCCACGAAAGUCCCCAAGUAUUGGCUCCUCAUCCAAGCCUCUUUGCCACCGUUGGGUUGGAACACAUACUUUGUUUCCAAAGCUAGCGCGGAAGGGAAAAACAAGAGGCGCUUUGGUAUGUACUCGGGCCAACAGCAGAAUGAUACUAUAGAGAUCGGGCAAGGAAACCUGAAGAUGCUCUUCUCAUCAAACACAGGGCAACUCGUUCAGAUGUAUAACAUUAGGACAGGGGUUUAUGUACCUGUACAACAAAGCUAUCUCUAUUAUAGCUCCAGUACAGGCGACAUAGAUCCUCAGGCUUCUGGUGCCUAUAUUUUCCGACCUGAUGGGGAUACUCCAAGUAUUAUUUCACGAUCAGUUCCCCUCAAAGUUGUCCGUGGACCGUUAGUUGAUGAAGUUCAUCAGCAGUUCAGCUCAUGGAUUUAUCAGGUGACGAGACUGUAUAAAGAUAAAGAGCACGCCGAGGUCGAGUUCACAAUUGGCCCAAUCCCCGUGGAAGAUGGCGUGGGAAAGGAGGUCAUUACGAAAAUGACUGCAAAUAUGGCCACAAACCGUGUCUUCUACACCGACUCCAAUGGGCGGGAUUUUCUGAAAAGGGUUCGAGAUCACAGACAAGAUUGGCCCCUAAAUGUAACUCAACCUGUUGCAGGAAAUUACUACCCAAUUAAUCUCGGCAUCUACACCACUGAUCAAAAGUCUGAAUUCUCGGUUUUGGUGGAUCGUUCAGUUGGAGGAGCCAGCAUUAAAGAUGGAGAAGUUGAGUUAAUGCUUCACAGGCGUAUGCUUCAAGAUGAUGCAAGAGGAGUGGGUGAAGCCCUCGAUGAGACGGACUGCAUUGGAAAUGAUACGUGUCAAGGACUCACGGUGCGAGGAAACUAUUACAUCAGCAUCGAUAAAUCUGGGGCUGGAGCUCCCUGGCGGCGAAGAACCGGUCAAGAAAUCUACUCUCCGAUAAUUUUAGCUUUCACACACGAGAACUUGGAAAACUGGAGAGCUUCGUACCUCACGAAAGGGACUGCCAUGGACCCAAGCUACAAUUUACCUCCUAAUGUUGCUCUGAUCACUCUACAGGAACUUGAUGAUGGGAACAUCCUCCUCCGCCUGGCACAUCUUUUCGAGGCUGGUGAAGAUGUUAAUUACUCAACGUUAGCCAAAGUGGAGCUGAAGAAGAUGUUUGUACGAAAAAUGAUAAAGGGAUUGAAGGAGAUGAGCUUAUCAGCAAACCAAGAGAAGUCAGCAAUGAAGAGGAUGGAUUGGAAAGUUGAAGGGGACGGCAAAGAGGGAUCAUCACCUGCUCCAGUUAGAGGUGGCCCUGUUGAUAACUCGACCCUUGUCAUUGAGCUUGGCCCAAUGGAGAUCAGAACAUUCCUGUUGAACUUCUAGAGACAAUACAUCUUUGUUGUGUGUUGUUUCAUCAGAUGAAUUAUUGCAAUCCGAUGUCUGAAGGACACAUAUUAAAGUGAAAUAAUUGCAGCGAUUUCUUUUUUUAACGGUUUUCAUGCAGUAUUCACCUGUUUUGAUUGA